AGGAUGCGUAAAAAGUGGAAUAGGUGUGUUCAAAUAAAAGCUCCCCUAGGGGCUAGGGCUUCGCAAGAAGCCAUAUAAACAGCCAAAAAAAACCCCAUCUUUUUCUUUAGCUCCUCUGUGAAAACCCUAACACCGACUCGAUCUAGAGCAUAGCGAACAGAGAUGGCAAAGUCGAAGAAUCACACGGCUCACAACCAGUCUUACAAGGCUCACAAGAACGGGAUCAAGAAGCCCCGAAAGCACCGCCACACUUCCACCGAAGGGAUGGAUCCGAAGUUUCUGAGGAACCAGAGGUAUGCAAGGAAGCACAACAAGAAGAGUGGCGAAGCUGCUACCGAGGAAGAGUAAUUUCGACAUAGAAUUUACUUUCAGGAUGAAACAAUUUUUGUUAGAUUGUUCUGUGUUUUAACCCCAUUUCUGUUUUUUUAAUAUCUUUGUCUGUUGAAGAUCAUAUAUUUUGAGCUCUUAUUGCUAGUUGUUCUUAUAGGAUUUGUUUUUCUUAUAAUUUUGUUUGUUCCUCUAA
Molecule: messenger RNA, 523 nt
Organism: Camellia sinensis
Lineage: Eukaryota; Viridiplantae; Streptophyta; Magnoliopsida; Ericales; Theaceae
Source: RefSeq, a predicted model, not a curated record